Nasonia vitripennis (jewel wasp) is the source of this 2230-nucleotide messenger RNA. It is a transcript of the gene Nup54, whose product is annotated as nuclear pore complex protein Nup54. Bases 126 to 2009 code for a protein of 627 amino acids. Gene Ontology annotation, molecular function: structural constituent of nuclear pore. Gene Ontology annotation, biological process: NLS-bearing protein import into nucleus; nuclear pore organization; protein localization to nuclear inner membrane. The record is from RefSeq and is a predicted model, not a curated record. The transcript is spliced from 5 exons. Gene Ontology annotation, cellular component: nuclear pore; nuclear pore central transport channel. Lineage: Eukaryota; Metazoa; Arthropoda; Insecta; Hymenoptera; Pteromalidae.
AGCUUCACCGUUCACGCGCUGCUUUUAGUGCUGCUGCUGCUGCUAAGCUAACUGUGCGCGCGGCUGUGGCGGGAACCGUAGCGCGAAGUUAAUACUUUUGUUAUACAUUACAUUAAUUUGUCAACAUGUCUUUCGGCGGUGGUUUCGGCUCCUCGACUCCUGCUGCCAGUUCGGCCUUCUCCUUCGGUACCGCAACUUCCGCAGCCGCGACUCCGAUCAAGCCAGCUGGGUUUGGAACUUCCGGAACUUUUGGAUUCAGUACGCCAGCCACGUCCACUACCUCUCUCUUUGGAACACCAGCUGCUCAGCAACAACCUCAGCAGCAACAGCAACAGCAACAGCAAACAACUGGUUUUGGGGCAUUUGGAACACCUGCAGCAUCAACAGCCAGCACUUUUGGUACACCUGGUACUAAUUUUGGCUUUGGCACAAACACCGGUGGAGGAUUCGGUACCACUCCUGCAGCGUCCACCUCGUCAUUUGGCUUAGCUACAGCUGCACCUACGAGCUCAAUUAGUGGUACCAGUACUGGGUUUGGUGGCUUUGGAGGCUUUGGAGCAACUGCAGCAACUACUUCAGCUCCAUCUCUGUUUGGAGGAUUCAAUACUUCUAACACACAGCAGCAGCCACAACAAAAUAGUGCGUUUGGAACAACGGGAACUUUUGGAGCGUUUGGAGCUAAGCCUGCCACAACCAAUGCAAACACUGGUUUUGGAGGUUUUGGAACUGGUGGCAGCACCUUUUCUAGCUUUGGUACAGGUUUAACACAACCUCAACAGCAGCAACAGCAGCAACAACAACAGCAACAGCAACAACAGCAGCAAAAUGCCAACACGAUAUCAGAAGCUUUGUACAACGCAGUCUUCAAUUGUCAAUUAUUCAACGACGAGAGGGACAACACGAUUGCUAGGUGGAAUCUGAUUCAAGCGUUGUGGGGAACGGGUAAAGCUUACUACUCUUCGAAUGCGCCGCCUAUAGAAUUAACUCAAGAAAAUCCAUUGUGCCGAUUUAAAGCUAUUGGGUACAGUCGUAUGCCCGAUGCAGAUAACAAUGACGGUUUGGUAGUUCUUUGUUUUGCAAAGAAAGAACAGGAGUUGAAGGAUGGAAAGCAGCAGUUGAUAUCGUCCCUGGGCCAGAUUUUGGGCAACAAGCCCAAUCUCACAGUCACUGUGGACAACGUCAAGUCACUGGGCGAGACGAAAGCUCAAGCCACGAUCUUCGUCACGGAGAAAGGUGUUACAGGGUCACUCAGGAAGAUUCCCUCAAAUGAACUGUUUGCAUAUCUCACACAAAACAUGCAGAAGCAACAGUUGACACAAAUAGGAGUCGAAAAUAUAUUUCCACAAGUCAAACUCGAUCCUGCGCAGCUCAAGGAGUACAUGGACAAUCCACCGUGUUCUAUAGAUCCUAGAUUAUGGAAACAAGCACAACUCGACAACCCUAAUCCAGAACAUUAUAUUCCGGUACCGAUGAUAGGUUUCCAGCAAGUCAAGCAUAGGUUGAAGUGCCAAGAAGAAGAGACGGCCAGACAUCGCGCUUUUCUGGACGCGUCCGCGGAGAAUAUCCAGGGUUUGCAGAGGCAGCAUACGGCUACUCAAGCCAGACUGAAAGAGCACAGAAGAACAUUACUGGAACUCCAACACAGGGUACUUCAGGUUUUGGUACGGCAAGAGAUAACUAGGAAAGUCGGUUUCUCGCUGCAACCAGAGGAAGAAACGUUGACCAACAGGUUUGAAGCGAUGCACUCGCAAAUAAGUGCACCAACGCAGUUCAAGGGCAGAAUCAGUGAAAUGCUUUCGCAGUUGCGAAUGAGACGGCACACGGAUACGCAAAGUCAAGAGAGGUAUACGAUGGAUCCUAUCGCCCAAGAUGACAUCAAAACCUAUCUGAACAUGGAACAGCAAGGGAUGGGACAGUUGAUCGACACUGUGAACACUGAUUUGGAAAGUCUGAAAAUCAUUAAAGAUGGAAUGUCGGAACUUUUAACGAAUCACGGCUCUACCUCAUGAAUCGCAUAGAUUAAAUUUAUUAUUUAAUUUCAUUUCUGUGAAAUCAAUUACAAAAACUGUUGAAAAACUGUUAAUACGAUAAAUGGAUUCUCACGUGAUAAGUGCCAGUAGGAGUAGUUUUGUUAACUGCGCUGUUAAGGUAUUUUUUUUAAGGAACUGUAAUGAGGAAUGAAAUGGAAAAUAAUAUAUAUGUAUAAAUAAUGCUUUUUUAUUGAACAAAA